AUGGAUGACUACCUUGGGUCUGUGAAAAACGCAGAAACUGCUUUAAGGUUAAAUCGCAGUUUAGUUGAACUGCUUAAGUUGGGUGGGUUUAAUCUUACAAAAUUUAUUAGCAACGUUCCCAGUUUGUCUUCGAAACUAAAUCCCCCUAAGACCAGCGCUAACAACAGUAAGGAAAUUAUUACCGCUGCGAUUAAUCCGGAAACCGCAUCGCAUGUUCUCGGUCUCAAAUGGGACCACGUCACCGAUACGUUGGUUGUGAGCAGAGGAGUCAACCGCGAACUCAAAGACUCUGUUACGCAGCGAUCGGUCCUUAGUUUUGUGUCCUCCGUGUUCGACCCCAUAGGUCUUGUCGCCCCAUAUACCGUACGCGCACGUUUGUUACUGAAAGAUAUCUGGAGAUUGAGUGGCCAACAGUGGGACGACCCACUGCCAAUUGAGUUGUGCCGCAGAUUCACUGAAUGGCACUCUGGCUUGCCAGUUUUAGGGCAACUCAAAAUACCUCGUUGCUAUUUUGACUUCUCAGUAGAUGAGGUUGAGCUGCACAUGUUCGGUGAUAGCUCAUGGGACGUUUUCUGUUCUGUAGCAUUCCUUCGAGCUCAGAAAAACGCCUGUUCCAAAUGUCAACUAGCGUUUGUUUUCGGUAAAGCAAGAGUAGCCCCGAUGAAGAUGCUUUCAAUUCCGAAGUUGGAACUUCAGGCUGCGCUUCUUGCCAGUCGCCUGAAGGAUGAUAUCGAGAAAGCUCUGACACUGAGUAUUUCUAAAGUGUUCAUGCGGACUGACAGCACAACAGUCCUUCAAUGGUUGAACUCGACAAGCAAACAGCCCGUGUUUGUAGCCAAUCGAGUAGCCGAGAUUCCGGAGUCAACAUCAAUUGACCAAUGGUUCCAUGUUUUGAGUGGAGACAACCCCGCUGACACCGGAACUAGAGACGAACGAGAUCCAACAGUACAAGGCAUGCCCAGCACGGCGGAUACAAAUUGGGGAGCUAGAUCGGGCUCUGAGUAUGGCAAUAGACAAAACCACCCUCUUCUGUUAACGGAUCAGCAAGCCAUAAAUCAACAGGACGAGCCGAUGGCAAGGACUAUGGGCGAAACAGCGGGGCCAUCGGUGUCAGUGUAUCAGCGAACCGGCGAUAAAAACACUAAAAGGUAUAGAUUGCUAAAAAAUAGCAUAAUCGGGGAAAGCAAACAUACGUUAACGAUGAGUAAUGGGCAUCUGCUUAAGAAAUCUAGGGUUGCAGUUAAGAAAUCGCCGGCAAAAGCCUCCAAGUAG
Molecule: messenger RNA, 1272 nt
Organism: Symsagittifera roscoffensis
Lineage: Eukaryota; Metazoa; Xenacoelomorpha; Acoela; Convolutidae
Exons: 2
Coding region: 1-1272 (423 amino acids)
Source: RefSeq, a predicted model, not a curated record